This is a messenger RNA of Athalia rosae (coleseed sawfly), 16695 nucleotides long. RefSeq names its product transmembrane protein KIAA1109 (gene tweek). Gene Ontology annotation, biological process: synaptic vesicle endocytosis. Lineage: Eukaryota; Metazoa; Arthropoda; Insecta; Hymenoptera; Athaliidae. The record is from RefSeq and is a predicted model, not a curated record. The transcript has 51 exons. Bases 194 to 15328 code for a protein of 5044 amino acids.
GAACGACUACAGCCGACCGAAAUCAAUGGCGACUUCUGUGAUUGACAGUUCUCCAGCGCUGUCAGAAAAGCAUUCACACUAAAUUCAGACUAACAAAUGGAUAUCACAGUCAAGAUGUAAUCUACCAAAUAUAGAGAUUUUUCAAUGAAACAUGUAACACUCCAUUCUCAAGAAUAACAAUUACAGCAUAAUCAUGGCUGACAUAGAGAUCUAUAGCAGCACGGCUCCAUCCUUUUCCGUGAUAGAGCCAGCUUAUUGGAACUACUCCAAUCAUGUCAACCUCGAUGAUCUUAAGAUGGAUAGUACUUUUAUCUUCCUGCUUUGUUCAUUAGUUUCUGCCAUUUCAUGGGUUGUUUAUAUCGCCUAUUAUAAUAGCCGGGUAAUCGGAUACAUUCUUACCAGACUGCUCAACCGAUUUGUCAUCAGAGAUGGAUAUGUUAAAGUUGGAUCAUUCACCCUGAGUGUAUUAAGCGGAAAAAUAAUGUUCAGGGACAUUGUUUACAUCACAAAUGAUUAUAGUCUACGGAUUCAAGACGGCUGGCUCAUUUUUAGGUGGUGGAGAAGUUACGUUCCAAAAGAUGUUUCUGAAGAUUUGUCUCAUUCUGAUACUCGACUUUCUGUAAUGUUGAAUGGUUUUGAAUUGCACGUUUAUAAUCGCUGUCAACUUUAUGCUCAACUCGAAAAGAUAUUUGGUUUAAAUCCACAAAUGUUUCCUGAUGAGGAAAACCACAAUAUAAAUAUUGACGAGAACGAUAGAGAAUCUAUGAGUAAUGUAGCAAAUGAAACUCGACAACAAAUAAAUGCGAUGGAUGUCACACGGCGAGUUAACAAUAUCAGGAGACAAGAGGCCCAUGUAAUUGCUAGAACUUGGAGGGAUCUCAUACCUGUAAUCAAGUUAGAUGUUUGCACCGGGCGAGUGGUGUUUGGUAAUCGAUUGGUCCCAACAACCUUGUCGAUAACGGUUGAAGAAGCUCACUUUGUGUACUCAACAAAACCAGCAGCAUCUCGGUACGACCACUUUAUGCACUUCACCAAAUGCAAGGCUGAAAACUUUAAAGUUAUUCUGGCGCCUAGCCCCAAGUAUACUGGGAUGGUAGAUGACCCUCCGAGGUACAUGGGAGAAGGAUUCGUUGUGCUCAGUUCGAAUAACAUGGAGCUAUACUACUACAUGGACGAGCCAGGCGUUGUGCCAGAACAUCCAGAAAUGAUUCGACUAGCAAAUGGUGACAUGGUCGAAGCUAUGCCCCCCAUUUGGGGUAUAGAUAUAAAAUGUGGCAAGGGCACAGACUUCAGUUACGGUCCAUGGGCAGAUAGACAAAGAGAACACUUGUUCAGAUUUUUCUUUCCGAAUGAUUAUCAGCCUCUCAAAAUUACGAAAGCACCAAUACCUGGCGAAAAAAGACAAGUUCAGUCAUUCGACAUUCGUUUAUCGACACUGAAUGAAGCCACUAUCGAUAUACUGUUCAGCAAAAAUAAAGAAACUAAUGCGAUUCACAUAAACGUUGCUCCUGGAUCAUAUCUCGAAGUCACCAUGCCUUGGAUAGUGUUACAAGAUGGUUACAGUACAAAGAUAACUGGACAGCUGUUACAUCUUGAGGCAACGACAAGCUUACAGUACAGAAGCCUAGUUGAAAGUGAAACACUGGAGUUUGGUAUAAAGUGUCACUACCCCAUCAGAUGGAAUGACCAUCAGGAAUGGGUACUAAAUCUCACCGGAUGUAAAGCAACUGCUAAUCUGGUUUAUUCGCACAAGGAAUUCUUUCAAGAUAUGAUCAAUGAUUGGGCAAGCAAAGCAAGGCCUGAUCUUUUACACUUUGUACCAUAUACGUGGAAGUUUAGUUUAUUGUUAAAAGAAUUUGAACUAAUAACGAUAAGUAACGAAUACAAUUGGAUCGACUGUUCUUCGCAGAACCAAGAAAAUGCGCGUGUUGCAUUUUGUGGUGAUUUAUUUGACCUUUCGUUCGAUCUACCAUUCGUAGAUUUUCUGCCUGUAACAAUACCAUUGCGAUUUUGGAUUCAAGGUGAAAGCGUAGAUUUGUCUUUCUAUCUACCUGAAGUCAAUACAAAUCGUAGCAUUCUCUUAGCUCUUGAUAAAAAUGCCAAAAUCAUGUCAAGAGAUGGAACUGUUCGUCAAUUAAUGCACAUGAAUACUAACAAAAAGUGGAGAAAUGUCUGUCAAAGAGAAUCUGGUUGGGUUGAUUGCUGGUCUGUGCCCAUUGUAGCGCUGAGUAUAAAUUAUACCUAUCAUCCUUGUCCACCAUUGGGACCAACGCCUCAAGCAAACAUAACUACUCCGGAGAAGGAGGAAAUCUUAUUAUCUCCAAUGAGAAUUCCGAGGUGUAGGAAAUCACCAGGCCUACAAUGGACUCAGGAUGGUUCACAGAAGUUUGAUCCACAAUCCUUAUCUCCAGAUAAGGUUAGCCUGGAGUUGGAAAUAGGUCCUUCGGUUUUAGUUUUAUAUGGUUCACUCAUCAAAAAUUUUGUACAUUUGAAAGAAAAUAUAUUUGGAGAUUAUCAAGCUUUUACGGAUAUGCAACAAAGCCGUAGUUCAUCUGCAACAGCGAGUAACGAACGUAGCAAAGAUAGAGAUGCCCAGAACAACAGCAUCGAGACAUCGGCAGAGGAUGAAGAAGCUAAAUCGAAACCGUUCGACCCCAGAGAUUAUAGACCAAUCGAAGUUACUGUAGGAAUAACUAUGCAUGACAUUCAAGCUCAUCUUGUGAAAAACUGUAACGAGGACGAUCCGCCUUGUCCGGUUAUUCUCUUGGAACGCUUUGGUUUUGAAAUGAAGAAGGGUUACAAGGAAACAGAAUUGCAGUUAUUGCUUUCUCCUGCAAUAAUGUUAUUGGCAGAUAAUGUAACAAGGUCUGGAAGAGAUAAACAUCUCAGUCAAGGGCAUCUUAUGCUAAGUGCCUUGCAAGUCAGAGGACACGCGAUGUUUAGUGACGAGGGUAGGUGCUUGGAUCAAGAAACAUUGGAAUAUGCUUGGUUGAUAGAAGUUCAAUUGGGAAAGUUGAGUGGAAAAAUCAGUUCCCCACAGUUACAUCAUCUUGUAACAUCUUUGGAAACCUUCCUACUAAUGGUGAAAAAUUCAGAGAAUAGUUUAAAACCUCCUGGAUUACCCCAUUUUUGUCAUCACGGUCUACCACCUCUUCAGUGUGCCGAUAGUGAUCCGGACAAUCAUUACCGAUGCCCAAGUUCAGACGACAUAAAGUACAGAAUGACACGAGUAUCUUUAGAUGCUAUAGAUUUGUAUCUACAAGAAUCCGGAACAACCAGUCAAAUUUGGAUAUCGCCAAUUCGUAUAUCGACUUGUAAUCUCCAUGGCCAACAAGUUAAGUCUGGCGUGACUGGGGUCUUACCAGCUAUAUUAAUCCGCCAGUUUAUGUCAGCAGCUGGCCAUUUUGCAAACGCUAGCAACACGAACACAACUGGUAGCGGUCGAUCGCAUAAUAAUGCUAGCAGUCGAAUGUCAGGUGAUGGGUCUGACAUUUGGCUAGAAGUUGGCUCUGUAUCUUUGGGUCCAGUGAUAAUAGAAGCUGCAAUUUCGCUUCCUACACCAGAACACAAUUUACAUAUAAUACAAAAUAAGUAUUUAAAAAUACAUGACGAAAGAACGAAACGAUUAUGGUUUCUGUGGCCUGUAGAGAGUGGUGUGAAAGCUGCUAAAUGUGGUUGCAUCGGUGGCUGUGCCUUUUUUGGAAAUAAUAGAAAUGGACCACGAUUUUUCAAGCCAAGUUAUCACGAUCUGCAAGAUGGCAUUAACGUUGCUGCGUACAGAAUUCAUGAAACUGGUAAAGAAAAAGGAUUUGGGCAAUCCAUAUUGCUUGAUGGCCAACUAGUCUUCCACACUCCUCCGUACAGUCUCCAAGAUGUGUCAUUACAAGACGUUUAUGUUCCAAAUACUGGUCCAAAACUAACCGUCCUUCCCGAUGAUAUUCAAAGUCCUAAGGUAGGAUUUGAAAGAUCAAGAUCAACAAUCGAUCAUAAUAAAGACUCUAGCAAUGAAGGCAAUAGUAGUUCGAAAUUGAGCACUGCUUCCGCUAGUCCGUUGGUUGGAAUGGCUGACAGAAGGCCCUUAGCGCGAAGAUUUUCCUACACAUCUAUGCGGGGACCUAAUAUGAAGGACGUUCCAUACGCACGUCUGGUCGAUGCUAGUCCCACUGCACAACUGCCACAGAAACUUGAUUCCGAUUCGAAGUUAAAUACAGAACGCAGUAAGUCAAUUCUGAGUGUUCCUGAAAUUGAGACUGCUCCAAAAAGUAGUGCCUCAGAUUCCAAACUAGCUGUCGAUUACUUCCAUACGCCAGCAAGAGAGUGUUUACAGCAAAGCAGUAGUCCACAAUCGUUACCAAUAGUUCCAACUGAACAAACGCCGCCGGCUACACAAAAAUUAGUGUACCGGAAAGAAGGUGUCAAUGUUUCUGAAUCUCAUCAUUCGCUUUGUGCGCGAUCUGAUUCCGAAGAACGUUUGAGGCAAGAGGUGCAGCGUACAAUAUCCAUGUCAUCUGAAAACCAUUCUGAAGCAUUCUAUUCUGCUGAUGAGGAUAUUAGCCAUGGAUUGGGAGGAAGUCGAACCUCUAGUCUUCGCCAGUCUAUCGUUGGCUCCGGUUCUGUUUUAAAUCACACGGAUAGUAUGAAAAAAAAAUUCUCCUCUGAUCUAUCAAUUGUCGAAAGUUCCACAAAUGCCAAUCGAACUGUAAUAGAAAAAGCUCAUACUCUAGAAAGGGCCAAGACGCAGAAUUUACAUUCAAAAAGAAGUGCAAAAGUAGAAAGGAAUGCUAGUUUUAGAAGUGAAAUCGACACCACUGAAACUGGGGUUUUACUUGACUCAUCGGAUAGUCACUCUGUAUCUUCGACUAGUUUUAUAUCUGCAAUGUCAUCACAAGAGGAUAUGACAUUAGUUAAUCUACAUAUGCAGGUCAAUAAACCAAUCGUUGACUCUCCACUGUUGAUGUCAAGCUACGUCAGCCACCUUACUCAGGUUCGGUGUUCAAACUGGGUUCAGUCAUCCUUACCUAUUGGUGGGGAUGCUUUCACGACACCUUUAUUCCAACGUGCUGAAGAUGGAAGAUUGGUAUACAUCGGUGGACGUUAUGUACCAAAGUUUGAUACAGUUACCGAAGGCUUCACAUCUUUGAAAAUGAUUACUAGAAGCGACGGAUCACCUACAGCGGGCUCUUCUAAUAAGACACCGACUCACCCUUACCUCUGGGAUAGUUCAACAUUAAUUCAGUCCGAAGGUGACCACGACGAUAUUACACACGACGAAGAUGAGUUAUUAGCCGUCCAACAUGAAACUGGUUCUCGUACAACGGUUAUAGUAAAAUUUAGAGGAGAUAUAGACAUCAUGCUGAGCCCUAUGGUCUUGGAAUCAUUACAACGUUUCAUCGAUGCCAUUACACCAACUUUAACCACGCUACAUCCGUUAACAAUCUUGAACCACCUUCACAACGAAUGUCUCGGACGAGUGGAGGAUGCCAAUAUUUUAAAACAAGAUCAGAGCCUCUCUUAUUGGAGCCAAGUCCAAACAAGUUCUAAGCGAUCAACUGCGGAGAGAAACAUUAAAACCGGUCAAGUACAAGUUGCACUACAAACAAGCGUUUAUGAAGAAAGUAUAACAACCCAGGUACAGGGUACGAUAAUUUUGCCAAAGGUGAAUAUAACGUUAUUACAAGCGUCAGUCGUCGAAGAAAUCAUAUCAUUCUCUGCUCUUGAUAAUAUCAGAGACUUGACCUGUGUCUCUCUUUUUGCUAUUUGCUUUGAUACUGUUACUACGAGAUUUUAUAUCGGAAAGCAAGCGAGAGAAGUAGUACAAACAUUUCACAAGCCAGCGGUAUUACCAAAUCAGAAGAAGGUGAACAAAAUUAGCAAAGCAUUUUUGCCAGCGCAUCAAACUGCAGCUGCUACGGAAAUCAUCGGUGGAGAACCAGUUUACAUUGAAACAUCAGAAAAACAACAAGAGGAAACAAUCGUUACCUUGAAUAUUGGAAAAGUUCACACCCAAUUACGUAGACUUCGGAACGAAUCGUCAAUUUUGAAAGAUGCCGUGAUAACGGCAAUUCCCGCGCAUUAUUCCAAGGUUUUAUUUACUUGCACAAGAAUAACUUCGCCCUUGAAAUGCGUUGAUUACUAUCUGCAUCAACCUGUGGAUGAAAAGGACAAGUAUACCACACAAACUGGCCCGUCACAAGCAACUGAAGAAUUCACGGUGGGCAGCGGGGAAGACAAAUUGGGAUUUAUAAUGUUCGAAUGCGGUUUGGAGGGUAUUUCUUUAAAGUGCGUUAAAAGAUCACAAUUUGAAAAAGGUGACAAUGGUCAUGAAGAGAAGAAGGCGGAGACGGAAAUUUUCUACACCGAUAGCGUUAAGAGCCGUGAAGAAUUAGACAACACAAUUGCAUCAACGUCAGCGACGACAGAAGCGGAUGCCAGUGCGGCAAAUACUUCAAACACCACGCAAAUAAAUCCAAGCGCGACUUGUACCAGUCUAGUUGCCAAAGAUACCAAUGGCAACACGAGUUCAUGUGUCAUAGAAUUGAAAACUGUUUGGUUCAAUUUUGCUGCGCCACCCAGGACUCCCAUAACCAGAAAAAUUGAUUACACCAGACUGGACUGGAAUUUACUAAGUACAGCAUCACCGGCUAUAAACGCAUGGAUGAAUCCUAGCAACAGAUUCGCUAUUAGAGUUGUUCAUAUGGUCAAAAGCAUGUAUCGGAGAUCAACCGCGAUCAUUGCUUGUCUCAUGGCCGAAGCUCUGGACGUUCAGGGUAUUCAUAUGCCGUCCAAAAGUCGAUACGGAAGAUUAACGCCAUUAGCUAAAACGCUACAAGAGGAUCCUUCUUGUCAACUAGGCAGUAUAUUGCAGAAUUAUGUUUUGCUAUCCGAUCUGGCUACAAUUGAAGAAAAUUUGAGAGCAGCUGAUCUGCCGCCUCUAUCGACACUCCGUCAAGGUGUAAUUGUAUUAAGUCGUCAGUGGAAAAAUGUUCUUUACACUCCUCUACUUCUGGAACACAACUAUAAAACAAAGCACGUGAAACCACUGAAUGUCACAUUUGCUGUACCCGAUCCUGAUGAGGAAAAUUUGCUGACGGAUGGGGAAGGUAGUGCAGGAGACGUUGACGAUCAGGAAGUAACAGACGAGUGUGCAAUGCUGAUCCAUGCCGACCACAUACACAAACACGUUCAAAUCAAGAGCAACCAAGAUAAAAGUCCAGGUAUUUGUGGAGAUGGUUUGACGGUUCCUGUAAGUUCUCCUCGUGGGAGAGAUACUACUCCUUUGCCAACACCAGUUCCUGGUCCGGAUUCACUCACCUCUCCCUCUCCGCCGAUAGCUCCGCCUAGGAGAGGGAAAUCAUUGCAACCUACACAAGUACCCGCAAGCACGCGAGCAAGUAUUGUCUUUCCAUUACUUGCCAGUGGCGGGCUGUUUCAUCCGCCACGAGAACCUAACAAUAUUAGUUACGGUACUUUGCGUGAAGAAAAAUCACCACAAAUUCAAGUUUCACAUUCUCAUCAACUUGGUUCGAAUCCGAGUAUCUACUCGGGUGGUGCCGGUCAUGGAAGUCAGCAUAGUAUCGGCAGCGUGGAUCAAAUUACUUCCCCUUCUGGUCAUCAUACCAAUAGACCUGUCAGUGCUGGGGAAGAUCUGUAUAGCUGGAUGGCUAAACAGCAAGAUUUUAUAAAAGAUAAUGAGAAAGGAAAUCUCAAAGGAAAUUGGGUCUUUCGUACAGAGCAGAAAUCGAUGAAGGAUUCUAAGAUUAAUACAAUGACGACUGAAGACACUGAAGAUUCUGAUGCUCACAGUGGCGCUUAUCUCUAUCCGAUGAAAGAUUCACUUCGUCUUUUAGAUGCACAUCUCAUUUUUGAACCCCUCUUGUCUUCUUUGUCUGUAAUGCCUCAACAAAUGCUAUCAGCAAUCGGUUCUGGAAAUACAAAUAAUGUUUCAUCGCUGGAAUCGCUUGGAACGAAUUUGUCACUGGUUGGUAGUAUGGAUACUAUGCGCAUAGACAUAGUGGUCAGUGAGUUUGGAAAAAUGUCCGAGAAAAAAAGAGGGAAUAAAAUUCCAGGUAAAAAAAUACCUGGUACAAAAUUCUAUCUCGAUAUACCACCAGAGACUCCUGCUUUUGUAUGCGAAAAAAUUGGAAUUGAUAUUGAUAUCAAAGAAAUGGCUGAUAUGACUGUCGAUGAUAUGAUACAAAAGCAAAAUGUGUUGUACAUCUCCAGAGGGCAGCUCAAAAAACAUACAAGCAAAGUAGUGAAUUUCAGUUUAAAUAUUCGGUAUAUCAGUCAACAAGUUAACAUGCCAUUGUUGAGACUGCUUCAUCAAAUCAGCAAUAUGUAUCAAAACGUGAAAGAAACUCAGAUGGAAUUGAAAGAGCAACAACCUGAGACAAAGAGAAUGGCCAAUUCAAUGAUCAUUGAAACUGCAACUAAAAAUGGCUCGUCGUCAGCUUCUGAACUACAAGAUCAGUUUUUACCUGGCAUUAAGAGAACGGACGAAAAUUUGCUGGGUAUCAGUCUAGAUAUUAGUCAGCCAAAAGUAAUUUCUCCUUCUGCCAGUAUGAGGUCCCGUCCACAAAGUUUUGCGCAGAAGUUGCGGAGUACUGGGAAAAGUGUGAAAGGCUAUAUUAAUUUAAGCGAGGGUGUGAUCACCCCAAAUUUUGGAGCCAGUCCUAGUGGCUCGGGCUUGGACAAGACCAGUGUGUUGUCGGAUAAAUCUAAAGAUAACUCGAACCUGACACCCAAAUGCUGGAAAACUAUAUAUUACCUGUUGGACUUGUAUGCCACACGGCCGGAAACCAAGACGAUUACUCACAGGUUUUCCAUACCCGCCGAUGCUGCAGAUCACCACAAGGGUAGUCGGAAAGGGGAGAAUUUGAAUGAAACAAAAGACGGUGAUGUUGAAAAAGGAAUAAGUACAGAGCCUAGUUCCACGCCGAUUCCACAGCCUAAGGAACUGAGUCUCGUCACCGGCGAACGUACAAGAUUAAUAAUAUUUGGAGUUGCCAGAAUACAUAGGACCAGAUUACUCGCUACUUUGAGUGGCUUGAAACUUGAAGCAGAAAUAACAAGUUUGCACGCCAGUUUGACUCGGCGUAAGAAAUCCAGACCCGCUAGUCUCGAAUGUAGUUUGACCGGGCAGAUUGGUAGAACUAUGAUCGUAUUAUUGGAAGGUGUAGCUCCGAAUCAACAAACUGUUGUAAAAGUAACUGUCGGAAAGUCACAAGCCUUAUACUCGAGUAUCACAAGACGACAAAAAGAUAAAAACAGUGGCUUUCUCACUGUCGGAGCUGUUAAUAUCGACAUACCCCAACAUCCGGUAGCUCUACACGGCAUGAUGACAAGAGGCAGCAAGCAACUAUCGUCCACAUUACAGGAAUUGAGAGUGACGAGAACCUCAUCCAGAUUAUCUCGAGGUCAACAACCUGAGGAAACUGACGGUGCUUCAGGAAGUCCCCAUCACUAUCCGCCUGCGCCCACAAUUGAUAUAGAAAAGCCUCGUCCAGGAUCCAGUUUACUGGAACCCAUCGUCAUGCAAUUCAAUAUAAUUUUACAAAGCCUAAGCAUAACUGCGGCACUACUGCCUUCUCUACAAGCCCAGUAUAAGAUGGACCAAGUUAAUAGUUCCGGUAUAACAGGAAGCAAAGCUAAAUUUACAAUAGAUUUACCUCAUCAUAGCCUUAGUUUUACAACAAAACUGCAAGUAACGGAAGCGAACCUUCCAUCUGAAGCAAGCAUCGAACUACCCAAAGUACAUGUAUCCGCCGAAUACAUUCAAGAUGGCAGUAGUAAUCUGAACGAUAGUAAAAUUGCCGAUGGCGUUGUUCUCAGACAGGGUAGCUACCUCAGUGCAACCGCAGACAUCGGAGUAUUCGAGCACUCUUUAACAACUGAUUUGUUGAAUCAUUUGGUGUUUGUCCAAAAAGUCUUCAUGAAAGAGGUCAACGAAGUCGUUCAAAAAGUUUACGGUGGUGAAAAGCCUGUACCUUUGUGGUUCGAGGAUGAGGAACCGAGCAGCACAAGUUUGAAGAGAAUUUUAUUUUCAUUGGUGAUUCGGAUAAAGCGCAUUCAACUCACGGCUACCACACCCACGAAUUCCGCAGUACGUUUGGAAACCGGCGCUGUAGAAUUUCAACUGUCGAACAGAGUUCAAAAUGUUUCGGGGUCCACGCAACCGAAUCCGUACAUGAAACUAUUUGGUAAAGCGCAAGUUGAUAUUAAUCUGAGUCUGGGUCAGCUGUUGAAAAACGUUAUGUUCGAAGAGGCCGAACCAGAAUUCCAACAAUUCGCAUUUUUUAAUACACGGGUGGGUCUUCGAAACGCGUUCCAAGAGGAAAUGGCCCAAGGUGAAGACAAGGAAGUAGUUCUAAUUACAUUGAAGCGUCCAUUGAUCUAUAUUCAACCAAUGGCCGUUGACAAAGCUAUUCUUGUCUGGUUAAAUUACAAAAAUGCGUAUGAAUAUUGGAACGAGAAACGAGCCAAUUUGAACAAGGAAGUGCUAACGGCGACCCAACAAGUUUUUGAAAAGGUGCCAUUUGGGCAAAUAACUAGUCAAUUAAGCGCUCCCCAUUUGGGAACAUUGUUUCUUCAACUGACCGUCGAUGACAUGGGAAUUUGUGUACCUUUGAAUCCACUCCCCCCCAAUAAUUGGGGUCUAAGCAGAGGGCUGUACGAGGGAGAGUCUCGAGGAGCGGUUGUUGUAACACUUGAAAGCACAAGUAUAUCCGCUUGCAGCAGUGGUAGCCUCGUUAGUAAAGGAAGGUUUGUCGGUUUAUGUUUGAGAUUUGCAGAAGAUUUUGAAACUUCUUUGGAUGAUUGGAAGCCAGAUAUGACUGACAAUAGUAUAAUGAACUUGUGCGUAGUAUCGGAAGGGACGUACGAAGUAUGUAGCAGAACCAUAGCGCAAAAACAAGAUAAAUCUGAUAAUGCAAAGUGGCUGCUGAAUGUACAGUGGCAAAUGGAAGGUGUUGAUAUUCACCUUGAUGUUAGUGUGGGGAAACAGCUUUCCGCAUUGGGUCAUACUUUAACGAUGCUUACUGGCUCCGAAGAAGAUGAUAAUCAUAUAAAUGCUGAUUUUGACAGUGAUGAUGGAGAUGAACAAGAAAAUAGCACAAGCCAGGUUAAAAAAAAAGAAAGUAUUUUGAUCAAGAAAUCAAAAAAUUGGACCGAUAGUCUGCCAGCGUUUGUCUAUGAUCCUUCUCUCGAUGCUAAGAAACGUUCGAAAUUGAUAGAAAAAGAAAUGAAUGAACAAGCAAAAAUAAUAAACGAUUUACGAUCGUUAGGUGCUUCUCAUGGCACUAUCGAACAAGAAAUGAACCGACUUAAGGAAUUGGAAGUGAUGGUCUUCAAGGAUUUUCGAAGAGACAUGAUACAGAAGUUACGAAGACAGUCAGUGAAAGCCUCGGGGAUAAAGGGCAAAUUAGGACUUGGCAGCAAAACAAAUGCCUAUCGCUCUCGAUCGUUCAUCGUUCCAUCACCUACACCCGAAUACCAACUCGAGAGCCCUGAAGACUUAAAUGCAGAUUUGAACUCUGCUAACUCUGCGAGUUUCGAAAGUAGUCCCAGAAGUGGUCCGAGCAGGAUUCAUCAUUCAUUUCCCAGAUCUGCUUCAUUGAGAGUCAGAGGUCUGGGUGGUCCAAGGGUUACUUUCAGUGACACUCAUACAAUGUGCAGACAGUCGUCACUACCUAGCGCUGGUUCAGAGUUGAGUUUACCGGAAGGAGAUCUAGAGUGGCCUGAGUCGAUUGAAAUUGAGGGCGAGCAGGUGGAAUUGAGAAAAAAACACAGAGAUACUAGUUGUGCUUCUAGUUACGACAGUAUGGAAGGAAGCGCACCUUUACUUGACUCUUAUGUGAGAGAACAAAUAUCGUCAACUUCCUCGCCACAUGUAAUGUCCCAAAAACCACAAGAGCCUAAUAUAGAUUUUGAACUUGACGUCAAGGUACUCAUUAACAGUGGGAAAUGUGUUCUCCACACAAAAGACCCGGCGAGAGAUGACGAGUUGAAGUUAUUAAGCAGAAUGAAAAAAGAGAGGUCUUGUUCGGGAGGUACUUUCGAAUUCCAGCCAAGUAGCCCCAGUAGUAGUAGGAGACAUCUGAACAGCAAAGAAAAAUCAUCUGCUUCUAGCGCGUCGCGAUUGAGAUAUCUACAACACGCCAGUGUGCCAUUAGUUGAUUUGACCAUAUUUCACAUACCAGGAUUGGACGUAAAGGUACAUUAUGUGUCGAAAACCCUUUCCGAAGAAACCAUUUGGCCUCGAUCAUCAACUGACGGCAACCUACUGAAUCCAUCAUCGACUACGACUUUCCGAAGAUCAGGCACUAAAAAAGCAAGUCUUUUUGCUUGGACGACGCUUCAAAGCAUUCCUGAAGAAACUAUCAUAAGUCCACAUAUACUAGAAUUCCUAGAGCAAACCUUGGAGCCGAUUCCAAGUAAGACGAGCUUUAGCUCAGGAGGACAAACAAAUACAGUGUUCACUACGGCAAACACAGAGACUUCUUCAUGGGCUGCAACUGCUGCCGGUGGAAAUUAUGUUUACGCUAGUUUCCCCGUCGAUGUUAUUGUUUACUUCCAUAUGCAGCCCUCUACAUUUAGAUUUUCAUGUUUGCCAGUAUCACGUGUGGAAUGUAUGCUUCAACUACCUUCCCUCGACAUUGUAUUUUCAUCUAAACGUGCAGAAGAAGAAUUGACAGAAUUUAGAGAAUAUAAACCUACGUCAUCGCACACAGUGGGAAAAGAUAGUGGUUCGGCCAUCGGUGGUUUAUCAGUUACUGGUUGCCUCGCCGAUUUUUCCGUUUACAUAUUUCAUCCCUAUGGUGGCGGUAAAAAAUCAGCACUUAAAGAAGCUCAAUGGUCCCCAUUAUCGGACAGCGAAAGAAAAGAUUCAUUGAGCAUCAACGUUGAAUUUGUAAAAUUUCAUUUGUCGAGAAGUCGAAAACUAAAUUUUCAAAAUGAACAAACUAAGAAGGGGGAUACCAGCAGAGCUGUGAUACGAUUCUCGACUAUUGCUGAUAUUGGAUCAGCUUCGUUUAAAUACGACAUGAGGCGUUUGACUGAAAUCUUAGCGUUUCCAAAAGCGUGGUAUCGACGUAGCAUUGUCAGGCGGCUAUUCCUUGGUGACCUCAGUACAGUUUCCGCAUAUCCGGAAGGUGACGACAGUCCUCCACUCAAUCAAGAAGAGGCAGUAAUGGGCAGUUCACUAUUACGCCACUACGAGAGGCACCCGGGUGAUACCUUAUCAAGAUCAGCUCCUGAACGAAGUCCUACAUUAAAUAGGGAUAAGUUGAGAUUGAGCUUAGAAACUGACAUGCCCAGGCAUUCCAGAUUAAAAGAUAUCGGCAGAGGUUGGAGUUUCAACUCUGAAAAACAAACCCCUACUGAAGUAAAGUUACGGGAAUCUGCCUGGGAAACACUGGUACUUUUUGCGGUCAAUUCAACUAAAUUAAAUGUUCAUAUGAACAUGGGAAAUGUCAUGGGCAAUGUGAUGUGGAUGAUCAAAGAUUUUCGGAGUGAUGGACGCCUAUCCAUAGGCAGCAUCGGACAUAAAAAUCUAUACAUCGGUGUUGGAUUAGGAGGAUCCAGCUUAGAUGCAAAAGGUGGAAUCGUUGGUGGCACCAUCGAACUUAGCAAAAUUGACACUUACAUUCAUGUCUGUGAAGAACCAGGUACGGAGCCUGAUCAUACGAUGGGUUUGAAAUUGUUCGCUCUAGAAUUGCGCUUAGACUAUAUGGGAACGAGUGUACUAAUGUCAAGAGUAUCAUCUUUAGAUGUAACACUCAGAGAUGAGUGGAAAAUCAAUCGAACAAAUAGCGGUGAUGCUUUCAUGCCUACAAGAAGACCAGCCAUAAUUUUUAUGCACGGAGACCUUGGCUGGGAUCAGCUCCAAAUAAUGAUAAGUAAAUCCACGACUGCAGAUUUAUUAAAAAUGUUCUACAAGUUGGACGAAUUUUUUAGCCAACAAUUUAAGAGCAGUAAAAGAGUUUUUAGCUCACUGCAGCCAAGACAUCAAAGAAUGAAUAAUAGCAGUUUUAAGCGGAAACAACCAAAAAAGAAAUCUACUAUGGAAGGUCCAUGGACGUUGAACCAAAUAGCAGUUUCCGAUGCGCGACAUCAUCGGCAUUGGCAACGUGUAUUAUCUCAAGUAGCUGGUCUGCAGUUAGGAACCCUGCGGUUCUCGUUACCAUUGAAUGGUACCGUUCUAGGUGGAACAAUGGAAUUACAUGGCUGCAAUAUCAGUUUAGCUUGCUUCCAUGGCAUCAACUUCAAGAGUAAAAGUUGGGCAUUGUUCUCCAUGAAAGAACCUUGUAUCAGUUUUGCUACCGAAGCACAAGAAAUACCAAAUGUCGAGUCACCGGAUCUGUGCGAUGUGCACGUUGUGCAAACGUUAACUAUAAGCCUCGGCCAACAACAGCAGGAACAACACGCUAGACAUCAUUCUAUGGCUACGGUAUGCAGGCUCAGUCGCAGCGUCUUGUUUCCUCCGCAAUUUAAAUCUUUGCAAGAGUGGUUCCAUUACGCAUUUGCAAAUAGCGAAAUAGACGGUGUAGACAGAUUUCCGUCGGUGGAAAGGGAAAGAACAGACAGCACUUCGGAAGGGAGUAAUGCGGCUAGGGGAAGGAGUACAUCCACUACUUCUGGAAAAAUGCAAGAGCAUUCUCAUACUCGCGAAGUUAUAUUUGCCUUACCUUCGUUACAACUGCAUCUCAAGACUGAGCAUUUGCAAAGUGCGAGGACCCCGGAUGUAGUUGGGCUACCUAAGCAUAUUUUGUAUAGUGAAAAACCGUUGGUUGAAUGUAGUUUCAUCACUGAAUUCGAGGACCACAUAUUUGUUACCGUCGACGCUGAAGCCUUCUUCUUUCUGCAUGAUCUUAUUACUUCUUACGUUAAGGAAAAGGAGAGAGUGCAUGCUAUGCAGGGUUCAGGUGCUCGAGCUCACAGUCCAGAUCUACCGGAGAGGAGGAGUACGAACAUAAGUUCGUCGAGUACUUCGACCACGUCAUCGAUAUCUAACGAGGAUGAACGUAAACGGAAACAAUUCGAUCCCGCGGAAAUGUUCAUCAAGGAUUGGAGAUCAUAUAGAUGUAAAACGUGGCAUUUGGAACCUACCGUUAGGUUGCUAUCAUGGGCGGGUAAAAGCAUAGAGCCCUAUGGUAUCGAUUACAUACUACAAAAAUUGGGAUUUGCUCACGCCCGAACUACAAUUCCAAAGUGGAUUCAACGCGGCUUUAUGGAUCCAUUGGAUAAGGUUCUGGCUGUAUUUAUGAUAAGAAUGGUAUUAGCCGUUCGAGAAGACAUGCCGGAUGAAAAAGAUCGUAAAAAAGAUAAGUGAAUUUAGACUUGAAUGGUUAUUCCUGGUCUUGGACACAGUCACAAGAAAAGUUCAUCUCUAUCACCGAAAGUUCAGUUCUCUCUAACGACCGAUGAGAGGUCGAAUACGAGCAAUGUAAAAUAUUUAUACGCCUCUGCGUGCUCAGCUUUAACAGAGAACCUAAUCAAAUUCUACGUGUAUAUUAGAUUUUUAAUAGUUGAAAAAUAUUAUCUGAAAAAGGUAAGUUAGUGAAACAUAAUUGUAAAGUCAAAGAUGUGAAUGUGUGUAUCGGUGAUUGUGAAAUCUUUUCUUCUCCGUACUUUUACUUACUCUUAUGGAAUUGAUUCGUUGUUAGUAUCCUAUAACAUAUGUAUGCGGUUGUAUAUAAUACGUAACCUCCUGAGUAAAAGUAUUACGAUUGACGUACAAAAGAACGAUCAAUAAAUACUUGAAUUUACACGUAUAAAUAUAAACUAGAUAAUAUUUAAUAUGAGUGGUUGUAGAGCCAGCAAUAAUCUUUUUUUUUAUAUAAUACAAAGUCUGAUGGUUUAUAAUAAUCUUUAUAAUAUUAUAUAGGUCACAUUAUACAUAUCUGAUUGCAGAUAAGUUGACUAAAAUUUUGUUUGGGUUACUUUUAAAUCAAGCUAAAAGCGACGCACGUAGGAUAUGGAAUUUCAACGUUAAUGUAUUCCAAAAUAAAUGAACCAAAUUAUAUUUUCAUUUGCUCACACUGAUAUCAGUAUUUGUCAUAAGAAAGUCGAACAAAAUUCUCAACCAUUUUAGAGACGAACAAAAUAUGUAUACCUAGCUACACCCGUGUAAACGAUGACUCAACGAAUCUGCAUACUGUGCUUUAUUCCCUUGUCGUUAUUGUUGCAGCACAGUAUCAUAAAAGACAUAGACGAAAUUGGAAAUAAAAAGAACCCCAUUUGAUCCCGUUUCUGUUAUGCUCUGAGAGAAGGAAAAUUAAAAUAAUACCGUUUUGUGUAUAAAUGAUAGAAAAUUAGGUAGAUUCUAAUGCGAAAAGCACGCGUGUACGAGGCUCAUGCAUUUAAUAACGAUGAUUCCAUCCACGUACCAUUGAAAUUUGUAAGCUCUUUGGUUUUAUCGAUCAUUGCGAGCCAAUGAAAUCACCAAGUACACAGAUCAUCACUGUAGACUUUUAAAUACAUCUGUCAUAAUAUCGUUGAAAUACUUACGUAUUUUUCAUUGUACAUUAAUCAAAGGAUUACUCAUGUGGUUCUUUUUUAUUUUAUAAUUAUCGUGUUAUGUACAAAAUGUAAAUUUGCACUUAUUUAUAAAUUUGUAACAUGUAUAAAAAGUCAUAAUUAUUUAUUGUUAUUGUUGUAAUGACAAUAGUGAAAUUAAUAAAUGGACAUAUUGUAUAA